CAACUGGCCGAAUAGAAUCAUACCACCUGAACUCUCCUUCUCCAUUUUAGUUCCCCUGCAACUCUGCAAGCACGCAUUCUUUAAAGUCUGAACUUCACGUUGUCCUUUCUCACUCUAUCAACAACCAAGUCGAUCGAGUAGGGAGAGAGAGAGUGAAAAAGAAAAUGCAGUACAAUAACUUGGGACGAUCGGGGCUGAAGGUGAGCCAGCUCUCGUAUGGAGCCUGGGUGAGCUUCGGGAACCAACUCGAUGUGAAAGAGGCAAAGUCGCUCUUGCAGUGCUGCCGUGACAACGGUGUCAAUUUCUUUGACAACGCCGAGGUCUACGCCAAUGGCCGCGCUGAGGAGAUCAUGGGGCAAGCCAUCCGUGAGCUCGGGUGGAAGCGAUCAGAUGUCGUCAUCUCCACCAAGAUCUUCUGGGGCGGCUCAGGACCCAACGACAAAGGUCUUUCUAGAAAGCACAUCGUUGAGGGCACAAAGGCUUCCCUCAAGAGACUAGACAUGGACUACGUCGAUGUCAUCUACUGUCACAGGCCAGACUCAUCAACACCGAUUGAGGAGACUGUUAGGGCAAUGAAUCAUGUGAUUGAUAAGGGGUGGGCCUUCUACUGGGGGACUAGUGAAUGGUCAGCACAGCAGAUCACUGAAGCAUGGGGGAUUGCGGAGAGGUUGGAUUUGAUUGGGCCAGUUGUGGAGCAGCCAGAAUAUAAUUUAUUGUCUCGGCACAAGGUUGAAUCAGAGUAUCUCCCACUGUACAGCAACUAUGGCUUAGGCCUUACUACGUGGAGUCCACUUGCGUCUGGAGUGCUUACUGGAAAAUACAAUAAGGGAAACAUACCAGCUGAUAGCCGCUUUGCAUUGGAGAAUUACAAGAAUCUAGCAAGCCGAUCACUGGUUGACGAUGUGCUGAAAAAAGUUAAUGGCCUGAAACCAAUUGCUGAUGAACUGGGUGUGCCUUUAGCUCAACUUGCAAUAGCAUGGUGUGCUGCUAAUCCCAAUGUUUCUUCUGUCAUUACUGGUGCUACGAAGGAGUCUCAGAUCCAGGAGAACAUGAAGGCUGUAGAGGUCAUCCCAUUAUUGACUCCUGCUGUGAUGGAGAAAAUUGAGGCUGUUGUUCUAACCAAGCCAAAACGUCCAGAUUCAUUUGGGUAAGCACAAGAUAUCCAUCAGCUCGCUCAUAAUGCGUUGAGCACCAGACUCCUUUUUGAUUUCUGGAAAGUAUUCUUAUUCCUUGUGGCUGUUGCCGUUGCCUGUCGUUGUCUUUGAGAAUAAUAAACUGGGUUUUCCUAGCUUUACUGCUUUGGACUGGGGUGAACUCUGUCUUGGAAUUUGGCCGUGGGAAAUACUUUUAAAUGUUAUUAAUUAUUGGAACAAGCUGAAGGGUGUCGAUUAUUAUAAUAAAUUUAUGAGAAUUGGAAGUUCAAAGAAA
This is a messenger RNA of Tripterygium wilfordii, 1428 nucleotides long. Its product is annotated as probable voltage-gated potassium channel subunit beta. The transcript has 5 exons. Lineage: Eukaryota; Viridiplantae; Streptophyta; Magnoliopsida; Celastrales; Celastraceae. The record is from RefSeq and is a predicted model, not a curated record. Bases 165 to 1151 code for a protein of 328 amino acids.